Messenger RNA from Ostrea edulis (European flat oyster), 2995 nucleotides. Its product is annotated as RING finger protein 10-like. The transcript has 17 exons. Gene Ontology annotation, biological process: positive regulation of transcription by RNA polymerase II. The coding region runs from base 325 to 2622 and encodes 765 amino acids. Gene Ontology annotation, molecular function: transcription cis-regulatory region binding. Lineage: Eukaryota; Metazoa; Mollusca; Bivalvia; Ostreida; Ostreidae. The record is from RefSeq and is a predicted model, not a curated record.
AAGUCAACAUCCGGGCAUCUGUCAUGUUCAUGGGCGCCCGUCGCCAUAUAAAGUUGUAAGUUGCAGUCGGAAGAUUGCAAGUGUUGCCAGCUAGGAAGGGCAAAGACAAAUUUGUUUUGGGGGAAUCCAACCCCCAAAGUUUCUUUUAUUUAAAAACAACUUUUAUUUUCUUGUAUCAUCGACCAAUUUUUUGUCAGAUAACUUUUUCCUUUAUUUCGGUUGGUAAGCAUGGAGUUGUAAACAUGACGUCGUUUGUAGUCUGCGUCUCUCCUAUCCACGAAGGAGCGACCUUUGGGUCUUUAAAUUCAUUAAAUUUGGGGGUUUAUGUUGGAGGAAAGUUGCAACACCAUGGACAAGAAAAACAAUCGUCAAUCACCAUCAGCUGUUCAAAAAUCGGGCAAUGGUAACGAUUCGAAAAGACAGCAAAAUAAUGGGGAGAAUCCAGGGGUCCGCCAGUUUGGAGGAAGAAGAAAAGAUUAUGGUGGAAAGGGGUUGGCGGAAUCUAGUCCAAGAAGGCCCACCCCACAGAAAAACCGCAAUGUAUUUGACAAACGGCCUCGCUCACGUGGCGGAGGACAGUACUACCAGGGGGCAGAAGGAACUGCCAGAGAAGACCUGACAGAAGAAUUUCCCCUUGAGGUGGAUUUAGUACCUGGAAGAAAAACCAAUUUGAAUCACUUGCUGAACUUCACUUAUGCUGGACAAAGGAGUCGUGAGAAAACGAGAGGUCGAAUAUCCUGGCAAUCGGACAGUUACCAUGGUUAUGGAAGAAGGAAGGGAUCAUCAAAAAAGAUGUUGUACAAUAAGGAACAAUACCUCCAAGCCAAUUAUCAGUUUAUUGUGAAGGAUGAUGGCGACUACUCCCUCCAUUCUGUGGACCCAGAUGUUCUAGUGGACUGGGAUGCCAUUGAAUUGAUCCGUGUCUUUGGACAAGAAGUUUCCUCCUGCCCGAUAUGUCUGGAACAGCCUACAGCAGCCAAGAUGACUCGAUGUGGCCACAUUUACUGUUGGCCAUGCAUACUUCACUACUUGGCCCUUGGAGAACAAACCUGGAGGAAGUGUCCGAUCUGUUAUGAGGCUGUUCAUGAGCAAGAUCUAAAGAGCACCUGUAUAGAGAAAGUCCCAGCAUAUAAAGUAGGUCAGACUAUUACAAUGCAGCUGAUGAAAAAAGAGAGGGGCACGAUAUAUGCCAUGCCGAAAAACCUGUGGGAGAAGCGAGAAGGCACUAUGAUGAGUAUUACAGAUGACAACAGGAAAUCAUCAGGUAUGAAGAUUCUCACUGCGAACAGGGAUUACAUAAAGAAUUGGAUCCUUGAUGUGGAGCGGUGUGCCCUGGAGCAGAAAAAUAAAAGUGCAGAGACAUCGGAGGUGGCCUUUAUUGACUCUGCAUUACAUCACUUGCAAGCAAGACAAGAGAACCUGAUGAGAAGGAAGUCCUCGUCAUCCUCAGUCCGUGACCCGGCUCCUAGAGUGAGUGAUCCUGACCCUCUCAAGACUUCUUCCCAUUGUGACCAUGUUCACAGCCCUUCACAGAAUAUGACUGAAUAUGCCUGUGCUUUCUCUAACGAAGAAGCACAAGAAAGCCCAUCUGAUGAGCUACCUCAAACAGACAUGCCUACAAAUCCAGCUUCUGAGGCAUCAGAUGUAGAGUCCCUGAUCCCAGAAAAUGCCUUACCCCUGGAGGAAGCAGCUGAAAAUUUAGAGAUUCCCCACCUAGAGGGAGACACCGCAAAACACAUCAGUGAUUCCUUUUACUUCUACCAAGCUGAGGACGGACAGCGGAUAUUCUUGCAUGCAUUGAAUGCCAGGUGUCUGGUUAAAGAAUAUGGAGGAUUAGAACACGGACCCCAAACUAUUACAGCCAAAAUAGUAGAAAUGGAAAGCGUGUUUAUGACAGAGGAGCUGAGGAGGAGACUGCGAUACUUGUCGCACCUUCCGCUGACCAGUGAGUUCCAGGUGGCUGAGUUAGAACUCCGACCCCCGGUCCUGUCCCGGGACACCCUCAGCUGCUUUGCUGAUGAUGUUGAGCAUAGAAAACGUCUUAGGCAGAAAAAAGUCAGACAAGAGAAACGAUGGAGUAAAAAAAUUCAAGAGGAGGAGAGGCGUCGACUGGGAAUCACUCCAGGAAUGAAGAUUGUAAAGAGCGCCUUCUGUCCACAGAUUGUAUCAGAGAAUCGACCCAUGUCACCUACAGCAAAGAGUGACAGCAGUGAGCAGAGUUUGCCCUCGAUCUCGUCACCGAUCGGAAGUCCUCUUGAUGGUGUGACUCUGGGGUCUUCACUUGAAGAGGAUGAAGGACAGCAGACCUCCAUGUCAUUUGCACAGAUGUUACGAGGAGGUGCAAAGAAAACACCCUUGUGGCCCAAAGUCACGGAACCGAAAUCUGAGGCCAGGCCUUUGACCAGGGAUAGCGACGGAAGUGAGGAGGAAUGCUCCACUGCACCGGUCUUUCAGAACUCCUUUGGAGAGGCCAUACAGACUGCACUGGAAAAUUUAGAGAGUGGAAAAGAGCAAAGAAGAAAUGAAGAUGGUGGUUUCAAAAUGGAGAAAUUGCCAGGGAAAAAGAAGAAGAAACAGCAGAAGCUUCUAUUUACCACAUCCAUGGCCAGAGGAGGAAAAUAGUGAAUGUUUUUAGAUUGAGAGACCAGAGUAAAACUUGCAUGUACAAUGACAUUUAUAGACAAUUCUAUCUUUUGUUUGAAAUUAUCAACCUGUCACUAAAAUGUGUCAAGUGACAAUUAUUGCUAUAUAUUGAAGUUGUAUCUACCAUGAUAUUGAAUGAUGACCAUGAAUAUAACAACAUAAUUAAGCAAGUCUAUGUAAAUUGUUAAUUACAACUGUAAAAUUAUCACCUUUGAUGUAAGUUCUGGACUUUUUACUAGUUUCUGUAUAGUCCUUUUGUUUGUGAAUGACUUGUUAUUUGUGAGUUCCUACAAAUAUCAGCAUUCUCUUUCUGUUUAUUUUUGUUACUGCAAAAUAAACGUUUGGUAUUGGU